Fundulus heteroclitus (mummichog) is the source of this 5779-nucleotide messenger RNA. RefSeq names its product adenylate cyclase type 1. Gene Ontology annotation, molecular function: adenylate cyclase activity. Gene Ontology annotation, biological process: intracellular signal transduction; adenylate cyclase-activating G protein-coupled receptor signaling pathway; cAMP biosynthetic process. The record is from RefSeq and is a predicted model, not a curated record. Bases 945 to 4451 code for a protein of 1168 amino acids. Gene Ontology annotation, cellular component: plasma membrane. The transcript has 20 exons. Lineage: Eukaryota; Metazoa; Chordata; Actinopteri; Cyprinodontiformes; Fundulidae.
ACACACAGCUGAGCCAAAGAGACACAGACAGCUAUGCAGGGAGAGCUGUCGGGAGGAGGGCUAGGAGAGGGACAGAAGGCGUGCGGAGUGACGGUAGCAUGGUGGAGUGCUGGACUUUGGCACCGGCCGUCCAUCUGUCACUUUCUUCCACCCUCUCUGUGGUACUGACGGGUCGCGGCGACGGCAGCCAGUCACGGAUGACUAACCUUCUGCGGGUAAUGAAUGAGACACCUCCCUCGGAAUGCCAAAAACGGCGCUGGUCGUAAGGGAGGUCUGGAUAUGAAUGGGACGCAAUGUUUUAUGUAAUGUCUGUGGCAACCAGAUACAUUGACCACUUUCUUGUGGGGUGAUUCACAAGGAAGGAAGGGCAUAUAACUCGAUUUAGCAAAUAUUAGAUUUUCAGGGGUUUAAUGAUGGGAACAUGUCAUGAGCAGGUGGAACAGAAGAUAAGGACACUUUCAUUAUGAAAGACGACGACGACGCGCUGCCUGUUCCGUUUGACUGUCUGUCUCCAGUCAAUCCGUCUUGACUCUGUGCGCUGAGUAGCUCAGACGUGUCUUGUCUUCACCUCAUAAUGCGCAGGCGUGAUCCUAUCAGAGCCCCGAAAAAAAAGAAAGAAGCUGUAACCAUCCAGAACUACACGUCGUGUGCGUUGUUCCUCGUGUGGCGGCCGAACGAAAGCUGAAAGAUCCAUUUUGCAGCUCGACUUAAGAGACAAUAGGGUAAUGAAGAUCUCCUUUCCCGUUAAACCUUCGGGACAACAGAGUCCAACCUGUGGAUAGUGUGGAGCGCGCCUGUCCAGCCUGCGCUAUCUGGGACGCUCUGCUUUCCCUAAAGCUUGCCGCACGCGUCUGUUUUUUUUUUCUUCUUUCCAUUUCUUCCACCGUUGACGGCUCUGCGUGGGAUCUGCUGUUCGACCUGAGUCUCGUGCAGGUAUUCAGUUUAUGAAUGGCACUAACAUGGAGGAAAUACCGUUUCAGAAAGUCAAAACCAGGCGGAAAAGAAGUCAUUGUCCACCGGGUGUCCCCCUGACCACCAUCGCCUGCGAGGACGAGUUUGACUGCAAGGAGCUGGAGUCUCUCUUCCAGAACUACAACCUGAAACUGGAGCAGACGUCCACGCUCAAAGCCCUGGCGGUCCUCAUCUUCACAUCCGCGACGCUGGCCGUAGUGGAGCUGCUGUCCGGCCCGAGCCUCACCAUCUGCAAGGUGUCCCACCCGGUCCACUGUGUCAUCUUCCUCUCCCUCUUCAUAGUAACUAACGUCAAGUACCUGCAAGUGACUCAGCUCCAGCAGAUUGUUAACCUGACACUUCUAUUCAGCUUCACCUUUUCCUUCCUCUGUUGCCCAUUCUCCCUGGGCGCGAUGGGACGGGAGCCCCCGACGUCCCCCGAGGAGGGCGUGUGGCAACUCAUCUUGGUCUCCUUCGUUGCCUAUGCGCUCCUACCUGCGAGGACGCUCCUAGUUGUUGUGUUUGGAGUGAUGGUGUCUAUCUCCCAUCUGAUUGUGACUGCCACUUCUGUCACAGUGAAAACUCAAAAACUAUGGAGAACGCUGGUUGCAAACACGGUGCUGUUCACCAGUGUCAAUCUGUCAGGGCUAUUUGUCCGCAUCCUGACUGAGCGAGCUCAGAGAAAGGCCUUCCUGCAGGCUCGAAACUGCAUUGAAGAACGACUCCGAAUGGAGGACGAGAACGAAAAACAGGAGCGCCUGCUAAUGAGUCUGUUGCCCAGGAACGUAGCUAUGGAGAUGAAAGAGGAUUUCCUGAAGCCCCCUGAAAGGAUCUUUCACAAAAUCUACAUCCAGCGUCAUGACAAUGUCAGCAUCCUGUUUGCAGAUAUAGUUGGUUUCACCAGCCUGGCGUCUCAGUGCACAGCUCAGGAACUGGUUAAGCUGCUAAAUGAGCUGUUUGGAAAGUUCGAUGAGCUUGCCACGGAGAACCAUUGUCGCAGGAUUAAGAUCCUGGGGGAUUGUUACUACUGCGUGUCAGGACUGACUCAACCCAAGACCGACCACGCUCACUGCUGUGUCGAAAUGGGUUUGGACAUGAUCGACACCAUAACGUCAGUUGCAGAGGCAACAGAAGUCAAUCUUAACAUGCGUGUGGGUCUGCACACUGGUCGAGUGCUGUGCGGCGUGCUGGGCCUCAGGAAAUGGCAGUAUGACGUCUGGUCAAACGACGUGACGUUGGCCAAUGUGAUGGAAGCUGGAGGACUACCAGGGAAAGUUCACAUCACCAGAUCAACACUCGAGUGCCUAAAUGGAGACUAUGAGGUGGAGCCUGGAAAUGGCCAUGAAAGGAACGCCUUUCUCCAAAAGCAUGAAAUAGAAACUUUCUUUAUUGUGCCAUCUCACCGACGGAAGAUAUUCCCAGGAUUGAUUCUUUCGGAUAUAAAGCCUGCCAAAAAGAUGAAGUUCAAAACCGUUUGCUACUUACUGGUGCAGCUCAUGCACUGCAGGAAGAUGUUCAAGGCUGAGAUUCCUUUCUCCAACGUCAUGAACUGCGAGGAUGGCGAUAAGCGGAGGGCCAUGCGAACAGCUCCACAAAAGCUGAGGAACCGCUCCAAUGCUAACCAGGCUAACCUGAUCCAGAGCAGCCCCAGAACCAGGGUCAACCGCUACAUUGGCCGGCUGAUCGAAGCCCGCCAGACAGAGUCCGACACAGCAGACCUCAACUUCCUCACACUCAUGUAUAAGUGCUCUGAGCGCGAACAGAGGUACCACCAGGUUCCUGAUGAGUACUUCACCAGCGCGGUUGUUGUCUCUCUGAUCCUAGCGGCCUUGUUUGGAAUCAUUUACCUUCUCAUCAUACCACAGGGCACGGUUGUACUUGUCCUCCUCGUCUUCUGCAUCUGUUUCCUUGUAGCUUGUAUUAUGUACCUGCAUAUCACUAGAGUUCAGUGUUUUCCAGGGUGCCUGACCAUUCAGAUUCGAACCGCUCUCUGUAUUCUUAUAGUGCUUUUAAUCUAUGCUGUGGCCCAAGCCUGUGUUGUGGGCUGUAUGCCCUGGAUGUGGAGAAGUGCCAAUACUAACAGCUCCAUCGUCAUCAUCGAUGUGGACAGUGGAACCAACCACACCAUGGUGGAGCUGCCCUGUGACGGGGCCCGCUACGCCUUUCUCUCUUGCGUAGUGGGCACCCUCACCUUGGCGCUUUUCCUGCGCGUCUCCUGGUUGCCAAAGAUGGCGCUGAUGCUCCUUUUGGGGGUUCUGUACAUCACUGUGCUGGAGCUCAGCGGCUUUCGCAAGACUGCAGGUGGGCGGUCCUUCCACAUCCGGGGCUACGAGCCCAUCCUGUCUCUUUUGCUCUUUGUCAGUGCCCUGGCCCUCCACUCCAGGCAACUUGACCUCAAGCUGCGCUUGGACUUCCUUUGGGCUGUGCAGGCAGAGGAGGAACGAGAUGGGAUGGAGAAGGUGAAGUUGGACAACAGGAGAAUCCUCUUCAACCUACUGCCUGCCCACGUGGCUCAGCACUUCUUAAUGUCAAACCCCAGAAACAUGGUGAGCCAUGCUAAUAAACAAGCAUGCAGGCAGACUGACCAACAGGAUCUGUACUAUCAGUCCUACGCCCAAGUCGGUGUCCUGUUUGCCUCCAUUCCGAACUUCAAUGAUUUCUACAUUGAACUGGAUGGCAACAAUAUGGGAGUGGAGUGCCUGAGGCUGCUGAAUGAAAUCAUUGCUGACUUUGAUGAGCUCAUGGACAAGGAGUGCUACAAAGACAUUGAGAAAAUCAAAACUAUUGGCAGUACAUACAUGGCAGCGGUGGGGCUCGUCCCCACCGUUGGCACCAAGGCAAAAAAAUCGGUUUAUGACCAUCUGAGCACAAUCGCAGACUACGCCAUAGAAAUGUUUGAUGUGUUGGACGAAAUCAACUACCAGUCGUACAACGAAUUUGUCCUCAGAGUGGGUAUCAACGUCGGUCCGGUAGUUGCAGGGGUGAUCGGAGCGCGACGGCCGCAGUAUGACAUCUGGGGCAACACGGUGAACGUGGCCAGUCGGAUGGACAGUACCGGUGUACCAGGAAAAAUCCAGGUGACCGAGGAGGUUUAUCGUAUGCUGAAUUGCAACUACGACUUGGUCUGCCGUGGCAAAGUCAGUGUAAAAGGUAAAGGUGAAAUGCUUACAUACUUUCUGGAAGGCAAAGUGCAGGGCAUCGGCACUGCAACCACGUCGUCAGUGAUGCGUUCCACCAGCCUGGCACGCCGUAUCCAUUCCUGUGGCAAGACGAGCGUGCCGACCCAUCUGGGCAGCGUCUCCUCCGCCGCCAGCCUGGCCGCUCAGGCCAGCAUGGGUGGCAACCUUCAGACAAGCACUGCCAACAUCAGCAACAGCCAAGCGGCAUGCCUCCCCUCGCCCUGCAUGCCUAGGCUGGGCGAGGUGGAAGACAAGAAGGACGCAGAGGUGACAGAGAUCCAAAUCGAGGCCGUGGCAGCUAUUGCGGACGUAGCAGUGUAGGUGGGGCGGCGGGGGCGAUUCAAACGCGGCAGGAGAACCUGGAGGAGUCAGGGCUGCCCAGGAGUUCCUCGCACAUCCUGAGACGCUGGCACAACGCUGGAUGCUUUUCGGUCGGGACACAAACUUCCUGAGGAAUUAAAAGCUAAAACUGACAAUCACACUUGCUUUCAGAGAUUUUCUUAACUGUGUGGCUGUUUUCAGAGUUGAGAUGUAAAGGGAAGAAAGAUGCACCCAGCAUCUCAAUUCUCUCUGAACAUCGCUAUAACAGAUGAUUACAUUUGUGGUGUUCUCGAGGUUCCUGUGCAGGUAUAUCCAGGUAACAUGUGCAACCUUGUUUUAUAUGAAGUGUAUAUUUCCAUGUACAAGGAAUAUGUAUAUUGAUACCCUGAAAAAAAAGACUGAUCAUGCAUUUGCUUUUGCACUGUCUUUCUGAUUAUGCCAAGGAUAUAUUGCAUUAUUUACAGACAAAAAAAAAACAGUUUAUUUAUAUUUUGGUGUAUGAAGGCAUGCAUGUUAAUAAUUAUAAGUGUGUGUAUGCAUGUGUGUUCAGUUUUGAAUUGUAACAAAACAGCACAAAAUCCUUUUUUAUAUUCACCUCUCAUCAGAUGAAGUUGGCUUUUUAGGAAUUGUGACAGUUUGUGCAUGACUUUUUAAAAGUUGAGAGCCAUAAGUAAUGAUACUCUUCUCGAGAGGAAAAAACCAAAGGAAUGAUUUUGAGUUUUACAAAUUCCACUGAAGGGUGAUCUUGCACUUGUUACUUUUAGAGAUUCUUAACCGAUUUCAAAAGUGUCUUGUCUUGACAUCACCCUGAUUCACAGAGUCUAAAGAAAGUGCUAUUUGCAUACAAACAGUGUAUCUGUUUUGAUGGUUGGUAUGCACUAAAAGAGCUAAAAGGAGCGGAAAAGGUUUGUUGAAUGUUGAACGCGUGCUGCUACAGAAACUAGUUCAUGCCAAAAUUAGAUGGUUCUCUAAAUAACACCACACAACACCAAUAAGUUCCUGCAUUUGAGGCACACAUGAACAUACGGUACCUUAGGAUGUAUCCACACCCCUUGAAAGUUUCCACGUUUUGUCCCACUGCAAACACACACCUUGAUGGAUUUGAAUGGAAUUUUACAUGAGAGACUAACUCAAAAUAGAGCAUAAUUGUGAAGUGAGGGGACCAUGAUACAAGGAUUUCCUUUUCUAAAUCAAAAUAGAGUGAGGUUCCUUUGUAGUUAGCGCCCUGAGUCAAUACUUUGUAGAGCCUCCUUUUUGGUAUGUCUCAACCAGCUUUAUCUAGACUGGAAUGUUUGCCCAUUCUCUUUGCAAAAAAAAAAACAAAAAAA